This is a messenger RNA of Rhododendron vialii, 1480 nucleotides long. RefSeq names its product pathogenesis-related thaumatin-like protein 3.5. The coding region runs from base 108 to 1181 and encodes 357 amino acids. The transcript has 4 exons. Gene Ontology annotation, cellular component: extracellular region. Lineage: Eukaryota; Viridiplantae; Streptophyta; Magnoliopsida; Ericales; Ericaceae. The record is from RefSeq and is a predicted model, not a curated record. Gene Ontology annotation, biological process: defense response.
CAUUUGGCCACGUGGAAUGGCCUGAUGGGUCCACCAAAACCAUUAAAAAUAGAAGUUGCUACUGAUCAGUUGGUGACAAGGGAUGGGAAAGAAUGUUCUAAUCUUGAAUGAGCAGACUAGGAAAGGAAUCUCUCCCCCAUCUUUCCAUAGAAAACUGCUUUCCAACAGUGGCUUUGCCAGUGGUUUUAUAUUACUACUAUAUAUCUACUCUCACUAUACACGUAUUCUCUCUUCAUAAACACCUCUCCCAUGGCCCCUUAUUUACAACAAUUUAUGCACCAUCAAUACUUCCCCCCCUCUUGAGAAAGAGACAGAGACGGAUAGAGCCAAUGGCAUCAGAUCAUAGCAUCCUUUCGACAGUUGUGUUGGUUUUGACUCUAGUUUCAGCAGGGACAGAAGUGUGCGAAUCCGCGAGAAUUUUCACUCUCAUAAACGAUUGCAAGGAGACAGUUUGGCCUGCAAUCUUCCCGGGAGAGAACUUCGGUGGUGGCGGCUUUGAAUUGAAAUCAGGCCAAUCCAUUGUGCUCACAGCCCCUGUGGCAUGGUCCGGUAGAAUCUGGGGCCGAACGGGCUGCAACUUCGACAAGAAUGGCAACGGGACUUGCCAAACUGGUCGAUGUGGCACCUCCCUCAAGUGCACUGGCUCAGGCGAGACCCCUGCCACGCUUGCUGAAUUUACCCUCGCCACACCUGAUUUUUAUGACGUUAGCCUCGUGGACGGGUUCAACAUACCCUUGGCUGUGACACCUAUUAAUGGAAAGGGAAAUUGCAGCGUUGCCGGCUGUAAUGGGGACUUGAGGCCUAUUUGUCCCAAGGAGCUUGCUGUUAAGGCUAAUGGGAAGACAGUAGCAUGUCGGAGUGCCUGCGAUGUGUUCAACACAGACGAGUACUGUUGCAGAGGUGCUUAUGGAGGUCCGGUUACAUGUAAACCUACGAAUUACUCGAAAACAUUCAAGGCAGCGUGCCCUGCAGCUUAUAGCUAUGCCUACGAUGAUCCCACAAGCAUUCUUACUUGCUCAGGGACGGACUAUGUCAUCACAUUGUGCUCGUCAAGGAACAAGCCUGUGUGCACAUACCACAACAACAAGCUUCAUUGCAACGGAUCAGAGGGCAAAAAAUCCUUGAUGGGAAAAUGGUGGCCGUUGAUGCUUGGACUCCCACUUAUGAUAACUUAUGGAUGAUCUUUUAGUGGAAGCUUUUUAGAAAUUAUUUUAUUGUCAGACUUUUGCACAAUAUUUGUUCACUUCUUUAAUUUAUUGGUUUUUCUCCCGGGGACAUGUUCAAGGAACUUGGACUGUGCAAGCUGUGAAAGAAUAUUGGUAUUUCCUCCUCUUUCACAGCACGAGUGCUCAAAAUGGUUGUACAUAAAAUUUAUAAUCCAUAUUUGACCAUUGUUAGAAAUUUUUUUAUACUAAAAGUCAUACUUUUAUGUAAUGGAUUAAUAUUUGAUUUGUUUUAUAUUAAUCAGUUUUAUCCUUUU